AUGACCUUGACAAGGAUUCUCAUAGACUCGGCAUCACAUCAACUGGUACAGGAUGAGGUUUAUUACAGCCUAUUUACGCAUGCAAGGGAUAUUCAGUUCGAUGAAAUGUUAGCAUUUAACUUGAAUGCGCUUCUGACACUAGAGCCUCCUCUAUUGCAAGAGAAGCUCGCCUCCGUCCAAAGACUUGUUCCCAAAAAUACAACGAUCAAUUGUGACUUUGGACUAAAAACUCAGCCUUCCGGCAUUCAAUUUCAGUCCACGACACCGUUCUCCUCGCGACAUCAAGAUACUAUUCGUGAUGGGACACUGUCAAAUGAUAUUCACUCCGCCCAGAACAUCCCCUCCGUCGAAGCAGAUCCGAACACGAACAACACCGAUUAUCAUAUGGAGCAGGUUGAUGCCCAGGACUCUGAAAAUAGUCCUUGGUCCACGGUAGAUACCAUGCCUGACUUGGCACACAUGGGCGACGAUCAAACCCUUGACAGCUACCUAGAUUUUCAAGGCUUUGAUUGCUCCACUGCCAUAGGGAACACUGAUCACGACAGACAAUCUUGCUCCAGCUUGGCAGCAUCAACUUUGAUCGGCCAGUCAUCACUUACCGUCUCAUCUAGGGAAUCCUACUCGCCUAGCCAUAACAUGGGAGAGUGCAUGCCGGCUGAUAACCAUCUGAGGGAUGCCCCUGGGAUGGAGUCCUAUCCUACUCCUGUGUCAAACCCCUCAUAUACCCCAAAGUCAGCGAAUCGUGCACUGACAAAGCCCCGCAAAACUACACGAGCAGGUGGAAACCGGCCAGCGUCAACACUCGCCGUCUCGACAGGGGUUGAUCUUUCACCCCUCAGUGAAGCUGACUCCGUGCGUUUAGGUCUACUCAGGUCUCUGAUACUUAAGUCUCACGAAGUGGAUCCUAAACGCGGGACCCGUCGAUCCUUCAAUGAUGAGGAUUUGCGUGAGAUUUAUAGACUAGGUGACAGGAUAAUCAACGAGACGGCUCGUGUUUUGAAUGACUGGAGUGAGUGGUCGUCACGAGAGUUCCAACCACCUAACGCUGUGCUUUCUCCAUGCCACGAUCUUUCGCCAGUGGAGAUAUGUGCAGUUGCCUUCCGAUUUUUGAUGGAGACACACAAUGGCAUUCAUCGCAAAUCAAUACAUCGUCGUCUAGCACAAAUUCUCCUUGACAACUUUGUUGCGGAAGUGGAACAAGAGAUCACUACGAGAGAAGGCCAAGGUGUCUUCAUCCGUUAUGACGGUGGCACAGGCCGUAAAUCAGUAACCGUUGCCCAUGAUCUGACCAUAGCAAAGGUGGGCAUCUCCGAAAAGAAUGGCAAAAAAUGUAACCGAGAGGAAAUCGGGAAAGAAAAAAGUCCCGGCAGGCGAUGGUGGAGACUAGGAAGUGGUAUUGGAGUCGUUACUGUCCUCACCUGUCCAUCCGACUUUAAUACUCUCAUAUCAUUCUCGGAUGAUUCUUUAAAGCUCUUGGUCAGUUACGUGAGACACGCGUAUCCCAACGCUGUAGCUCAUUUCCAGUCACUUGACCCCGUUAUUCAAGCCCUUUUCGCUAAUACGUCGCUGAUCAUAAAUGCUUCUGCCGGCCUCGAUCCUUUGUAUUCACGAUUUAAUCCUAUUUCUGAAGAAGUUCGGUGGUUUGAUACCAUUGAAGCAAUGGCCGCCUCAACGAGACAGCUCCUGCGCAUCUUCAGGCAGAACUAA
This is a messenger RNA of Talaromyces atroroseus, 1707 nucleotides long. RefSeq lists its product as hypothetical. The record is from RefSeq and is a predicted model, not a curated record. The transcript is spliced from 5 exons. NCBI's taxonomy places the organism in Eukaryota, Fungi, Ascomycota, Eurotiomycetes, Eurotiales, Trichocomaceae. The coding region runs from base 1 to 1707 and encodes 568 amino acids.